Molecule: messenger RNA, 1759 nt
Organism: Corticium candelabrum
Lineage: Eukaryota; Metazoa; Porifera; Homoscleromorpha; Homosclerophorida; Plakinidae
Exons: 4
Coding region: 143-1360 (405 amino acids)
Biological process (GO): response to unfolded protein; regulation of transcription by RNA polymerase II
Cellular component (GO): nucleus
Molecular function (GO): RNA polymerase II transcription regulatory region sequence-specific DNA binding; DNA-binding transcription factor activity, RNA polymerase II-specific
Source: RefSeq, a predicted model, not a curated record
GUUUUCCUCUUUCAUUGGUCGACGGGGUGAUGCGGUUCAAGUUGGCUCUGCCCGUCAUACCGCUUCCCUCGAGUCAUAUGACUCUUAUAACACACAAAGGUUCGGUUUGCACCGCUCACUCUGCGUUGUUCAUGGCACAGUCAUGUUGUCAGCAAUGACAGGAUAUUUCGAUUUCACGACCGAUGGCAUCGGUCUGCCUCAAUACGGACGCGACGACUUCGAGCUGGAGCCGCCGUUCUGCGCCUACAGAGCGCACACCGUCGACAGCGUGUACGGCGACUACGAGGAGGAAAGCAACGGCCCGUUUCUCAGCAAGAAAGACCCGCUCCUGUCGUCGAGCGCGAGCAAUCUCUUCGCAUUGUCUCUAGAGGCGGGGACUGUGCGUCCUCCUGAAGGUUGCUGGAACCAAUUCCUCGCGUCUGGCGCUCAAUACCCGUCGCUAGCGCAGCUCAAACAGCACCACGCGCUCACACCACUCACCGCCAGUGUCGGCUCGUUCAAGGACGAGCCCGGCGUGAAGCUAGAAAGCGCAGAAAGUCGAGAAAAUCGCAAUGUCUUCACUCACGUUCAGAAACUCGCGGAGAAUUAUUCGCCGGCGCGACGGCGUGACGGCGAACAGUGCGCGAACGUUCUGGAAGUCAAGCGCGAACGGAGAGAGGAAGAGGUCGAGAUUCAUAGAGAAAGAGAAAGUCGAGUUGGCGCCGUGCCCAGAUCGACGUCCCACGUGGGCGGGUCAGUGAACCGAGACACGCCCACGAGGCAUCCAUCCCGACGCUUGCGGCUGCGCUCGCUCCGCGCUGUUUCCCACACGUCGCUGUCAUCGGGUGAUCUAUCUGGACACGAGAGCGGCACGGACGAUGAGUUUGAGAACGAAAGUUCGCCGCGCAAACGAGGAAGGAAGAAGGAAGUGAGCGACGAUUUCAAUCCGAAUCCGGAAAAGUUGAUUGUGAUCAACGGCCAACUGCGGCAGCUCAACAAGAUGAUGAACGACAUGACGCCGGUGAACGAGAUGCCGACGCACGCGAAGAACAAGGGACGUCGCGAGAGGAACAAACUCGCUUCCAGGGCGUGUCGUCUGAAGAAGAAAGCGACGCACGAAGCGAACAAGUUGAAACUGCACGGAUUGGAGAGAGAACACGAGAUAUUGCGUAAUGCAGUUUCGGAAUUGAGGCGAGAGAUUCAAAGACAAUCAGAUAAGAACGAGAGGCGGAAAUGCAUGGUGGACGUGUGGAAUGAAGUUGCCAAGCCGGCAUUGGAAUUCAGGGUAGCUGGUCGUCUGACUGAGUAUGUCAACCAGAUGUUGGAGUCACACACGAGCCAGGGAUGCCAGUCAUGGUCGAGUGACUCCGACUCGAACUGAAGAUGGUCGAGAAUGAGAGUGGAGAGAUGAGAUAUCCAUACACUUCGAGUGACAGACGUGUUUCUUCUGCUGUAUUCUUGAUUCCGUGCUGAUUGCUUUGGAAUUCCUCCCGGCCACCGUCGUAGCUCUGCUAACGUUAGAUUGGAGACAUUUUGCUAAUCAACGCUGUAGGGAUGGGUGAAGUUGGGGUAUCUUGUUGUAUAUAUAGGGUUUUGGAGACAAAUGAGGAAGAUAGAGAAAUGAUAUAUUUUGUAUGCUGUUGUAUAGUAUCUGGUGGCUGAGGAUAUCUUGUUUAGAUGCAGAUAUGAUAAUGUAGUGAAUAGUGGAUGUAUGUAUGUAGCAGGCAUAGACAGUACAGUAUACAGAAUGUACACUGAAAUAUACAAUAGGAGAGAUUGA